CACUCCUCCUGCAAGGACACGCACCCAAAACGCGCAGUGAUACACAUAUAGCGUUUCAUUUUCCUAUUACAGCAUGUCUUAGACAUCGACAGCCGGGGUCCAAGCUCAUAAGAUAGCUGAUAAUCAUGGAGAAAGGGAACCAAGGUAUUUCUCAUUUUGAUCACUUUCUCCAAAAUCAAGAAUCAUCAGUGGUCAACAAGUUCCAGCAGAAAUACUGGAAAACCAAGCAAACACUGAUUAAAGUCACAGGAAAGAAGGAAGAUGAACAUGUGGUUGCUUCCGAUGCGGAUCUGGACGCUAAACUGGAGGUGUUUCAUUCAGUACAGAGAACGUGCAUGGAGCUCCUUAAGGUGAUUGAACAGUAUCAAAUGAGAAUCAGCCUUUUGUCCCAGGAGGAGAAUGAACUGGGUCGGUUCCUGCGUUCACAGGGCUCUAAGGACAAAAGUCGUGCUGGAAAGAUCAUGCAAGCUACUGGGAAAGCUCUCUGCUUCUCUUCACAGCAGAGAUUGGCGCUGCGAGGUCCGCUGGGCCGUCUGUACCAGGAGGUGGAGACGUUCCGUUACCGAGCUAUUUCGGACACAUGGCUGACGGUGAACAGGAUGGAACAGUCACGGACUGAGUACAGAGGAGCUCUGCUCUGGAUGAAGGACGUUUCUCAGGAGCUCGACCCGGACACACACAAGCAGAUGGAGAAGUUCCGUAAGGUUCAAACCCAGGUGCGUCAUACCAAGACAGGUUUUGACAAACUGAAGAAUGAUGUGUGUCAGAAGGUUGAACUGCUCGGAGCCAGUCGCUGUAAUCUGCUCUCACACGUCCUGACAGCCUAUCAGACCACAUUGCUACAUUUCUGGGAGAAAACCUCUCACACUAUGGCUGCUAUUCAUGAGAGCUUCAAAAGCUGCCAGACUCAUGAGGCUUCAGCGCUGGGGGGAUCAGAUCAAGCUGCAAAGAAAAAGGUAAAGAAGAAAACGAAGGCAAAAGCAGACGAUGAGGAGACGAGUCAGAAUACAGAUGAAACGCUUAUUUCAAUUGAAGAAGAAACUCUGAGCAGUAACCUCAUGCAAACAGGAAAUGAUGACACUUUCUCUGGCGGUCAGGAGAAGGAUGGCUUGAGUUUGUUGAAUGAGAUACUGGGCAGCAGUUCUCUAGAGGACGGGGGUUUCUCACAGGAAUGGCGUGAGGUGUUUGGAGAAGAUGAUCCGACCGGCAGUAGCAGAGCAGAGACGCAGCCACCCGAGGACGAGCCCGCUUUCUUUCUGCCUUCUACUCUACUCGACCAGAACAUGAACGACCUACAGUCCACAGUCUCAGGUUGGACAACAGCCAUUCCACAGAAUAGUCCUGAAAACUCAUCUGUAGCAAGUCAAAUCUCUUCCAAAUCUGCAGUGAAAGAUACUUCAAAAGAUCUCUCUGCUUGGUUCAAUCUGUUUGCCGAUCUGGAUCCGCUGUCAAACCCAGAUGCGAUCGGCCGAACCGAUGAGGAACACGAGCUACUGAAUGCGUAAUCUGUCCUGUUACAGCUGCACUUUAUCGCACUUGUGGCACAAGAGGCCUACAGACGCCUGCACUGGACAGAUAGCAACACUGGUUUCUCUAUGCCAUAGCAGUUAACCUGAAUUAUUUCAUGAAUAAACAUUUGCUGCCAAAGGAAACUAAUAAUAAUCACUCUGGCCUUUAUUCUUUUCCAUUUGCUAGUAUUGUCAAGGCAGUUUGAAUUGCCAUAACAAUGUGGAUUUUCUUGUAUUACAUAAAUGUAUAUACUACUGACACAUUAUCAUUAUCAGCAACAGUAAGUAGUUUGGG
This is a messenger RNA of Sinocyclocheilus anshuiensis, 1803 nucleotides long. Its product is annotated as islet cell autoantigen 1. The record is from RefSeq and is a predicted model, not a curated record. Gene Ontology annotation, biological process: regulation of transport. Gene Ontology annotation, cellular component: Golgi apparatus. The transcript has 13 exons. Lineage: Eukaryota; Metazoa; Chordata; Actinopteri; Cypriniformes; Cyprinidae. Gene Ontology annotation, molecular function: protein domain specific binding. The coding region runs from base 126 to 1505 and encodes 459 amino acids.